Messenger RNA from Symbiodinium necroappetens, 2508 nucleotides. The record is from the annotation of a GenBank genome assembly. Lineage: Eukaryota; Dinophyceae; Suessiales; Symbiodiniaceae.
AUGGCAUUGGUAGGCUUGCCAGCCGAGGAGCAUGUGGGAACAACUCACCGCCUUGAGCUUCUCAGAAACAGUAGCUUGGAGCAUGCUGGCACCUUGGAGGACCGCCUGAGGCACCGCGAGCGCUGCUUUGGCACCCUCCGAGCAUCCUGGCAGGUGAAGAACUGCUUCAGUGCAUGGCGGUCGCUUGUUGAGACACAGAAUGGAGCGUUUCGAGCGCAGGAGGACCACGACGCCCAGUUGAGGACCAUCUUCGAUUUGCAAGAAUUGCUCGCACAGAAGGAGUUGGAAAAUCGACAGCUGUCUCUGAUGCUGGUAACCAGCGAAAGAAAGCGGUCGACCCUGGCACACAGCGUGCACGUCAUCCAGACGGGAGCUUCGGACCUCGUGAUUUGCAUACGGGUGUUUGCUGCCUGGCGGCGCCUCAGCGUGGAAGGUCGCCUCACUGGCACACUGCUCCGCAUCGAGGAGCGCUCGCCUCGUCGCUUCGAGCUCCGAAACAGGUCAUUCUCCACCCCCAGCCUUUCGCAAAAGGUUCCACGAGGCCAGAAGCUGGGCAAGGGCAGCGCACCAGCACUCGACUGUUCAGGAGUAGUUCUAGGUUCCGCGUGGGCGUUAGGAGAGCCUGUGGCACUGCCGCGUGCCACAGGGGCGCCGCGUGUCCCGGGACUGCGAUUUAGCAUUUGCGUUCCCACUACCGGGUACUACCGGAAUUGCAUCAUACUGCGCAGAUUGGCACAGGACCGGCUGAGGAACUUCUUUAGUGCAUGGCGGUCGCUCGUUCAGAUGCAGAACGAAGCUCUUCGAGUGCAGCAGGACCACGAAGCUCAGUUGCGUGCAAUCCUCGAUUUGCGAGAACUUCUUGCCCAGAAGGAGUUGGAAGUUCGACAGUUGUCUUUGCUGCUGGCAACCAGCCGAAGAAAACGGUCGACACUGGAGCACGGCAUUCACAUUAUCCAGACCGGCGCCUCGGAUCUCGUGAUUUGCCUGCGGGUGUUGGGCGCCUGGCGGCGCCUCAGCCGGGAAGGCCGCCUCACCGACGCGCUGCGGCGUGUCGAGGCAGAUGCCCAGCAACGAGAGGCGAACUUGGAGCGCGAGCUGAUGCUGCAACUCGAGGAGGCGACGGCCACGAUUCGUCGCCUUGAGGGGGAGCUCCGGUCCUCGGAGCGACGACAUCGCGUCCUUUCCGAGGAGAUCGCUUCCCUGCAGCGCCUGCUUGACGAAGCCGAGCUGCAGCAGCGCAAGGCGCGGCAGCAGCGCGCGGCCCGCUCGGAGCGCCUCGCCGCGGGUCGGAGUGAGCUGGGAGCGAAGGCUGUUGCAUGGGCGCUAUGGCUCCGAGCGUUAGCGCUGCUGCGGUGCGAAAGGCAUGAACUCCAGGUGAUGGAGCAUGAGCUGGCCCUGAAGGACGCGGCCGAACGGCAUCGCCUUGAGGUUCAGGAGUGGGAGCGCAGGCUCCAGGAGCGGCUUGCAGAGAUCGAGGCCCUGGGGCAGCAGCGCGAUCAAGAGCUCCGCGGAUCCCAGGAUGUCUUUGACCUUGAACUUGCCCGUGUCCACCAAGCUCACGCGGAUGACAGAAAGACACGCGAGGAAGAACAUCGCUUGCAAGCCGAGAGGCACCAGCUGGCCCUGGAGGAGCUCCAGCGACAGCAAUUUGAGGCAAAGCAGAAGCUCCUGAUGUCCUCACUGGCAGCAUUGAACGGACAGCGCGCAGAGGGGCUGCGGAGGGACUACUUCCUGGCUUGGGCACAGUACCUCGUGCACGUCAGGAGGAUUCGCAGCGAAGAGUGGAAGGAGCAGGAGCUCCAGCGGCUCCAAGCGCAACAUGAUGCCCUGCACGGGAAGCUCCAGGAGCGGGAAGCUGCGUUCGCCAGGCACCGGACGAACCGGGGCGACCAGGUCGCCACGACAAAGCAGAAGCUCUGGAUCAGUCAGGUGCUGGGCGCCUGGCUGCUCGUGGCAGUGGCCAUGCGUCUGGCGCGUGCCAGGGAGCUGGAGGCCAGCGAGGCCGACCGGCUCCGGGCGGAGCUACAGCGUCUGAGUCUCGAGAGCGGCAGGGCGCUGAGGAGUCAAGCCGGCGAAACGCUUGAGCUGCGGCGGCGACAGGCGCUGCUGCUUCAGAUCUUGCGUUCCUGGCUCCGAAUUGUUUGGCAGCAGCACCUCCAAGCUCGCCAAAGCGAGACAGCUGAAGUCUCGAGGCGCCUUGGUGGCCGGAAUUCGCGGAAGGACCUUCAGACCGACAGGCUUGGGCAGCAGCUCCUUCUCCAGGCAAGCUCCGUGCUGUUGGCAAGUGCUUUCCAUGCUUGGUCCAAGACGGCCGGGCUCCUGCGACUUGAUCGCGCGGCACAGAAAAUGAUCUCAAAGAUGGACUUCCUCCGUCGCUCGGGGCAAAGUCGAAGAGACCAGCUUCUGGGCAAGUCUGAGUAUCUGGGUCAGGUGUGUCUGGCACGUCUGGUGCUGGCAGUCUGGGCCCAGGCCGGCAGAUUCGUGGCGAACUGUGACCGCUUGGGAUGA